AUGGCAUACCCUUAUGGUAACCACCAGGAGCAGCAGCAGACCAUGCAUGUUGUCUCAUCGUUCAACCGGAAUUCGGCCACAGAGCGCGCCAUUCUUCACAACCCUGGCAUAUCACUGGAUUGGACCUUGGAAGAACAGGCUGUUUUUCAAAAAGGACUCAUUCAGUUUGCAUCAGUGCCUUCCAUGCCAAGACGCUAUAAUCUCAUAGCAAAUCAGUUGCCUAAUAAGACUGUCCGGGAAGUAAUACUGCGAGACAAGUGGAUGCGGGAAGAAUCACAGCCAGUCAAGUGGAUGGAUGAAAAAGUUUCUCAUCCUGCAGCGAAAUCAUCUGCUUUUGCUGCUCGACCCAAUGUUUCCCCAUAUGCUCCAAUGAUUGUGAUGGACAAUGAUGAUGGCAUCUCUUCCAAAGCAAUUGGAUGUCCUGCAGGUGAGCUAUUAGAGCAAAAUGCGCAGGCUUUGAAACAAAUCUCUGCAAAUAUUAAUGCUGCUUGUAAGAACGUUGAUAAGUUAGAUGCUUCAGAAGCCUUAUUUAAGGUGAACAUUAACUUCUGCGACUAA
Molecule: messenger RNA, 558 nt
Organism: Gastrolobium bilobum
Lineage: Eukaryota; Viridiplantae; Streptophyta; Magnoliopsida; Fabales; Fabaceae
Exons: 5
Coding region: 1-558 (185 amino acids)
Source: RefSeq, a predicted model, not a curated record